Messenger RNA from Torulaspora globosa, 405 nucleotides. It is a transcript of the gene SRP14, whose product is annotated as RNA-binding signal recognition particle subunit SRP14. Gene Ontology annotation, cellular component: signal recognition particle, endoplasmic reticulum targeting. The record is from RefSeq and is a predicted model, not a curated record. The transcript has a single exon. Gene Ontology annotation, molecular function: 7S RNA binding; endoplasmic reticulum signal sequence receptor activity. Bases 1 to 405 code for a protein of 134 amino acids. Lineage: Eukaryota; Fungi; Ascomycota; Saccharomycetes; Saccharomycetales; Saccharomycetaceae. Gene Ontology annotation, biological process: SRP-dependent cotranslational protein targeting to membrane.
AUGGUUAACGAGGGCUGUCUGAAUAAUGAGGAUUUUUUAGCCAAGGUUCCUGAGUUUUUCAACAAUGACGACGAGCUGGUAGUGCAUCUUACUACUAAAAGACUGGUAGUUCGAGACCCCGUUGACGGAAAUGCCGAGUUUGAUAGUGCCAAACAGCCACAAUUCGAUGUCUCAAAGAAAGCACAAAGCUUGAAGGUUGCUGAAAGCUCCAGUGAGAUGUACCCGGUCCUAAUAAGGAUGCGAUACGGCAAACGAAAAUGCUCUACCACCGUAACGGCUGAUGCAUUGGAUAAGUUCUGGCAGGACUAUUCCUCGGUGGUAAAGAGUUCCAUGAAAGGCCUGGUGAAGAAGAAGAAAAAAAAGACCAAGGGCUCUGGCGUGAAGAGUAAAAGACAAAGAAAAUAA